AUGACGUUUUUGUCGGUACCAUACUUGCAGAUGGACGAGGUCGUACCAUCCGAUUGCAAGAUUGGCCAUCAAAUGUCAAAGGCGACGGAUUCACUGCGGGGUAAAGUUUGCCGUGUGGAGGUGACGCUCACGCAGCAGUGUCUGCUCUUUGGGUGGAAUCCGCUCGACUCUAAGCGGAUAAUCAACGUCUUCGUGACGACGAUCAUCAACUUCAGAUUGCUGUUGCACAGAGUCUCGACUCUCGGGUUUCAGCGUCGCAAUCAUUCUCGUUCACGAUCUCCGUCACCGGACCCGUUUGUACAAUCCGCACGAUAA
Messenger RNA from Plasmopara halstedii, 315 nucleotides. RefSeq lists its product as uncharacterized. The coding region runs from base 1 to 315 and encodes 104 amino acids. The transcript has a single exon. Lineage: Eukaryota; Oomycota; Peronosporomycetes; Peronosporales; Peronosporaceae. The record is from RefSeq and is a predicted model, not a curated record.